Molecule: messenger RNA, 1376 nt
Organism: Cantharellus anzutake
Lineage: Eukaryota; Fungi; Basidiomycota; Agaricomycetes; Cantharellales; Hydnaceae
Exons: 6
Coding region: 66-1232 (388 amino acids)
Biological process (GO): protein deubiquitination
Molecular function (GO): cysteine-type deubiquitinase activity
Source: RefSeq, a predicted model, not a curated record
CCGGCAGUAAGUCUUCUGGAAGGGGGUUCAUAAGUCCCAAAUGGUCCCCUCCUCCAGUGCUUGUCAUGCGACUUCAUCACGAUCCCCGCGAGCACAAAGAUGUCAACCUUGCGCAUGGCAGUGCACCUACUGUUAAGACACCAUUCACUACGACAGAAAUGACACUGUCUGCCGCAUCGGAAAAAUUGAAGAACGUGAACUCCUCAACAGCUCCCAAAAUUCCUUUCUCCUUCCCUACAUUGUUGCAAUUAGAUCGGUACUUAGAAGAAAAUAGUGCAAAGACAAUGGCUUCUGUCAAUCAAAUGAAGGAACUCAAAAUGGCAGGCGAAGAUCUCAGGGAACAGCUGCGGACUUUGGAAACUCGAAACGGAAAGGAAACGCUUCCUCCACUCCGGAACACCUUGCGCUACAUUCAGGAGGUGGCGUCGGCGGAUACACCAGAACGAAAGGAGGCUCAUCAGGUGGCAGCUAGGAAACUUAGCACACUUAUUGCCAAGAUCGAACGGCAUAUCAACUCUACCAAAUCUAAAAUCGGGGUCAAUUCUGCAGAGUACGAAGCACUGGCAAUCAGCUUUGCUUCAGAACCUGCCAGACACCCAUAUAAGUUAAGAGCUGUCUUGAUGCAUGAUGGUCUCUACGGACCCAAGAACAUGUACGCUUACCUAUUCACUAAUGGUAACUGGUACAAGAGUGUCUGGGACGAAGUAACUAUGGUCACGGAAGACACUGUCAUCGGAGACAAGGCGGGGCUCUAUCUCAACUCAGGGCCAUAUAUGCUCAUCUACAGUAGAGAUGACCCAGUGCCUGCACCGUUUCCCGACUCUGAGGGACCAGUUGCGCCAUAUUGGUCCGACCAUCAUCUGAGAACUGUGAAGGAUGAUAAUGCCGCGCUCAGAUCACGAUUAUAUGGGCGGAAUCAGAACGUUUGGUGGGACGUGCCGAGAAUGCCAGAAGAAGAGUUUUGGGCUAGCGGAGACCUGGAAGGAAUUGAUAGUCUGUCCUCAUGGACACCAGAACUCACAACGGAGAGUGCGAAUGCGGAGGAAAAACCGGCUAUUUUCAAUACGAAGCACUUGUCAUCGUGGGACCAAGCCCCCGAUAUUGCGGUAUCGCAGCGUGGAGAUGUGAGCAGCGCAAUGGUCACUCGGGACAACACUCCAGCACCAUCACCCCAGGUUUCAGACACCGAAAUGGAUGAUAUGACCAAUCAGAUAAACGACCACCCCAAUUAAUUCAGUCAUUGGUGUAAUCUACAGCUCCAUCAAGUAGCCCUGAAUCCACAACGAUCGUGCAAGGAGGGGGGAACCCUAGAUUCUCGGCCUUCUGAAGGGCCAGAAGUUGUCGCGAAUGCAAUAUAUAUCCUUUCACAUAGCCCU